Messenger RNA from Quercus lobata, 774 nucleotides. RefSeq names its product glutamate receptor 2.9-like. The record is from RefSeq and is a predicted model, not a curated record. Gene Ontology annotation, cellular component: membrane. The coding region runs from base 1 to 774 and encodes 257 amino acids. The transcript has 2 exons. NCBI's taxonomy places the organism in Eukaryota, Viridiplantae, Streptophyta, Magnoliopsida, Fagales, Fagaceae. Gene Ontology annotation, molecular function: ligand-gated monoatomic ion channel activity.
AUGUCGGUCCGAAUGCAACAAAAGACUUAUGAUGCUGUCAUUGGUGACAUCACCAUACUAGCCGACCGGUUGCAAUAUGUGGAUUUUACCCUUCCAUAUGCUGAGUCAGGUUUGGCCAUGAUUGUUCCAACAAAACCUGAAGGAUCACCAUUGAUGUUUACGAAGCCUUUCACCAGGGACAUGUGGUUGGUGACUGCUGCUAUCAUGAUAUACACAAUGCUCAUUGUUUGGUUCCUGGAGCGCCAAUCCAAUCCAGAAUUUAGUGGCCCAUGGAAGAAUCAGAUUAGCACUGCACUUUGGUUUACCUUCUCGUCCUUGUUCUUUGCACAUAGGGAAAAAAUCAAUAACAACUUCACACGUUUGGUGAUUGUAGUGUGGCUGUUUAUUGUGUUGAUCCUGACCUCAAGCUAUACUGCUAGUCUAUCUUCUAUGCUCACUAUUCAAAAAUUGCGACCAAAUGUUACAAACAUUGAGUUUUUGAAGGCAAACAACUUGAAAAUUGGUUGCGAUGGUGACUCAUUUGUUAGGAAUUAUUUGGAGAAUGUGAUUAAAUUCAAGCCAGAAAAUAUUGUGAACGUCAGCAGUGAAGACCAAUAUCCAGGGGAAUUCAGAAGCAACAAUAUAGCUGCUGCCUUUCUUGAACUACCAUAUGAGAAAGUUUUCCUUAAUAAGUAUUGUAAGGGUUACACUGCUACCAUACGCACCAACAGAUUUGGAGGAUUAGGCUUUGUGAGUAGUAACUCAAACAUUAUGCCAGAGUCCAGACCUUAUUAA